GGAACAUCAAACAAGAUAUUACGUAUACGCAAUAUGCUGCUCAGCCGCCUCGAAUGUGUGAAAAUAUUGGAAAAUCUAACAAAUUGCGAGAGCAAGCUGUUGGACUAUCAGGUGGUUCGAGAUGACACUGCAGUUGGGUAUCUGGGGGAUUACUAUGCACUGACUAUAAGCUACUGCAACGCUGAACGAGAGGAAAUCUGCCAAAAAGCGCAGCUUUUCAUCAAAACCCUGCCCCUAAAAAGCGCCGAAGUGGCCAAGGAGGCUAUAUUUCGUAAAGAGACAUGGUUCUACGAGACAAUGCUAGGCAAAAUGCAGCAAUACUCCAAGCUCAAAUGGAGUCCCUUUUGUUACUUCACUCGACCCGAUCUACUGGUCCUCGAGGACAUAAAACUAAAGGGAUAUCGGGCAGUGGAAGCCACUCAACUGACUGAGAAUCACCUGCAUCAACUGAUGCGUUCCGUGGCAGCCUUUCAUGCCGCCAGUCUGAUUUACGAGCAUCAGACCAAAGUGAAUAUUGGGGAAGCCUAUGGCGAUCAAUUGCUGGAGGUAACAGUUGCCUCUGAGAUAGCCUGGUUUACUACUGGCCUCUCCGCUGUUCUGGCUGCCGUACGAAGUCUUCCCCAGUAUCAGGGAGACAGGGAACUCAAUUUCAUUGACAACCAACUGCUGGCGAUCAUGGAAGGCAUCUAUGAGCAGGCGAAGCCUUCAAUCAAGUACAGGAAUGUGCUCUGUCAUCGCGAUCUUUGGGUGGGAAAUACCUUUUAUCCACGCGAAGAAAUCGGGGCCGCUCUCCUUGUAGACUUUCAGACCUGUCGGUACACUCCGCCUGCACAGGAUCUAGGCUUUAGUUUGUAUAUGAAUCUCACAUCAGCGUGUCGAAGGCAAAUGGAAAAGACCUGCAUUGAUGUGUACUACAAUAAUUUGGUGGAGAAUCUCUCAGAGUUUGGCCUCCAGGCAGAGCUCCUGUUGUCGAAAUCAGAGCUCCUGGAAUCCUUUGAGGAGUUUCGUUUAUUUGGGAUUGUCUAUCGCGCUGUGGCGGCUACCAUCAUCAAGGUGCCAGCCGCCUUUGUGACCAAUGACUUCAAGUAUGUGGAUCGCAGUGGAGUGAUUUUGGGGUAUAUGGAAACCAACCAAGAGUUCAGGUCCUAUAUGGAGGAGUGCUGUGUGGACGUCAUGAACUUGGCCUUGGACAGGGCAAACAUGUGAGAGAGAGUCUGAUAAGGAUGAGU
Drosophila pseudoobscura is the source of this 1229-nucleotide messenger RNA. RefSeq lists its product as uncharacterized. The transcript is spliced from 3 exons. The record is from RefSeq and is a predicted model, not a curated record. NCBI's taxonomy places the organism in Eukaryota, Metazoa, Arthropoda, Insecta, Diptera, Drosophilidae. The coding region runs from base 34 to 1206 and encodes 390 amino acids.